Messenger RNA from Cryphonectria parasitica EP155, 2551 nucleotides. RefSeq lists its product as uncharacterized. The transcript has 2 exons. The coding region runs from base 363 to 2123 and encodes 586 amino acids. NCBI's taxonomy places the organism in Eukaryota, Fungi, Ascomycota, Sordariomycetes, Diaporthales, Cryphonectriaceae. The record is from RefSeq and is a predicted model, not a curated record. Gene Ontology annotation, cellular component: RNA polymerase II transcription regulator complex. Gene Ontology annotation, molecular function: DNA-binding transcription activator activity, RNA polymerase II-specific; transcription cis-regulatory region binding.
CUCGUCUCGCCUGUCGUUUCAUCCAUCCCCAAUCCACACACUUGUUACCAUCACAAUACAUCACAACGGCACCGUCCACCCCAUCAUCUCUUACCAGCUAACUCUUUUUUCUUGUCUUCCUCUUUUCUUGAUUCAACAGUCAACCAAAACAGAAUUCAGCAAGUCGUUCUAUUCAAAACUGGGUUCGCUUUCCAUCCAUCGUUUCGCUAGCCGUCUUACCCGAUCAGCUUGACUGCGCGACCUUCCUCCCGAUCAUCAAAACAAAGAGAUCAGGGUGCGUGUGAAGAGAAGGAUAUCUUAGUACUACUGCUGCGCACGGCAGCGGAGAGAAAGAAAAAAGAAGAUUGGAAAAACAGGAAGAGAUGUCGAGGCAAACCCUCUCACAGAGCCCAGCUGCGUCGCAGCCCGGCAUGGUCGACUCCCUUGAUUCUAUGCUUGACCUGUCCGGUUACGAGGACGCUGGCUACACAUCGCCAUCAAUGUCUCCCGCUGGGUCCAAGACUCCCUUCGCGAGACCAGUCAACACUGCCGUCCAGACCGCGCCCACAUCGCUGCUCUCCACCGCGCAGCCCCUGACUGGCCCUAGCCAUCAGUACGACCUCUACAAGCAACAGACCGGCAUCAUUCCCGGCGCCCUCGCCAACACUCUUCAGGUCAACCAGAACAACUCCCAGAUUACUGGCUACCAGCAGUUCGAUAUCGAUGCCUACUUUGCCAACCUGAAUGGUGUCGAGUACGGCUUCAACACUUCCCCAGCCCAGACCAUCGGCUCUUCGGACAUCGACAUCGAGUUCGAGUCUCCCUCGGGCGCCUACUUCAACGAGUCCACCAUCAACCCCAAUGCCAUCGGAGGCCAGGAGGGCCUGCCCUCGCCACCAGUCGUCUCGACCCAGAGCAACGUGGGCCGCAUGUGGCCCGGCAUGCACCAGCAGGCUGCUAUGGCCAAGGCCCAGGCUCAGCAGCGCCAGCAGCAGCAGAUUAUCGCCCAACAGCAGCAGAGGGCCAGCCAGCAGGCCGCCAAGCAGCAGCAGCGACCCAGCAAGACUGCGCAGCCCACCGACCCUAUUGUCGAGCAAAAGAUCACCCAGCUUCUGAACUCUAUGCGUGCCAGGAGCGGCGGGCCCGAGCUGGAUAACUCUCCCCUGAUGAACGUGCCUCGUCCGAAGAAGGAUGAGGACGACAUGGACGAGGACGAGAGGCUGCUGGCAAGCGAGGAGGGCAAGAAGCUGAGCAGCAAGGAGCGCCGCCAGCUGCGGAACAAGGUCUCCGCCCGUGCUUUCCGGUCCCGGAGAAAGGAAUACAUCACACAGCUCGAGUCUGAGAUUGCCAACAAGGUUACCGAGAACGGUGACCUGCGCGCCCAGAACCGGGCACUGAUUGACGAGAACAAGCGCCUGUCGGACUUGACCCGCAUGCUCCUGUCGUCGCCCUCAUUCUCGGGCUUCCUCGAGAACCUGAGCACCAACCCCUCGCAGCUUCCCCAGGCCGCGCCCCAGGUCGAGCAGCAGCAGCAAGCCCCUCGGCAAGCGCCCAAGGAUGUCAACCCCUAUGCUCAACAGCAUAUGCAGCGUCAGAACGUCGGCGUGGCCAUGAUGCCUGAGCAGACCAUGGACUUUGCUGCCUUCGGCGACUUCCAGCCUCAGGUCUACGCCGUGCUGGAGACCCCCGAGGCUCCUAUCAACAUUGACACUGCCGCUCUGUCUGGCAAGACCUCCAACUUCGUCGGCGAGUGCUUCGACUCCGAGGAUGAGAAGGUUGAGAUGCCCAUGAUCGAGCAGCCUCCGGUCGUUGAGGAGAAGGCCACUGCGCCCAAGCCCAUCGAGACGCCGGCUGUUGUCAUUGAUGACGACUUCGAGAAUGAUCCCGAGUUCGCCCUCUACCAUGACUCUCCAUCAGCCGCCACUACCGAGCCAGCUCAGUCCACCCAGAUCGACGCCGAGGAUUCGUCAGAACUUGACAUCUUUGGUGGUAUCGAGUCCGAGAAGCUCCUGGCGCGCUACGAGCUUCUCGACGCGUCGGAAGAGGAGCAGAACGCCGCGCUGGCCAUGGCUUCGGUACAGAGGCGACUAGCCAGUCUCGAGGGGUUGUGUGCGAGGUUAGACAUGCUCACUGCCGAUAUAUGAUGACCAUGACAUGGUCGUCUAUCUCCCCUUGGAUAUAUUUGUCAACAUUUUCUCUUAUCGCCAUUGUCUGUCAAACUCAAUCACAGCUACACACACAUCUUCCCUUGACGUCAAAAAUUCUCUGUAAAUGGAUAUAAGAUCUAUCGGAUUUUAACUUGUUCAAUGGCGUUUGGGCUUUGGGGUAUCUACAUGCCGAGGAAAGACCUCGAGCAUAUUAUGUUUUAUUGGUAUAGCGGUCGGCAGUCCCCAAGAUCGUGGGCUGGGGGUCGCGGAUAUGGCUCUUUUCAAGUUGAUGAGAUCAAGUUCAGGAAUAGGGCUCAUGGGAUAGGGUUGAUUUAUAAGGUGGACGUGAGUAAGUUUUUGUCACGCCACUAUUGAUAGCAUUAGAGCGCCAUUUAUUAUGGAAUAAAAAACUCAUAACUGAAAUC